Talaromyces rugulosus is the source of this 498-nucleotide messenger RNA. RefSeq lists its product as uncharacterized. NCBI's taxonomy places the organism in Eukaryota, Fungi, Ascomycota, Eurotiomycetes, Eurotiales, Trichocomaceae. Bases 1 to 498 code for a protein of 165 amino acids. The record is from RefSeq and is a predicted model, not a curated record. The transcript has a single exon.
AUGCCCAUCCCUCCCCAGCUGGAGUAUGGCUUCACUCUACACGUUGAUUUGGCUCCUCCUCUCGAUUUCGGUUCUACUAUCUCCAGAGACAGAAGAUCCAUCCCUAUUACCAGUAGCAGCAUAUCCAGGCCUAAGCCGAACGGCAAGAUCAUACCACACUCAGGUGGCGAUUGGAACGCCGUGCGUUCGGAUGGGGUGGUGCACAUUUAUGCACGAUACUCGAUCCAAGCCGAUGGCGGAACCAUGAUAGGCAUCAUCAACGAAGGCUACGGUCGAGCCAACCAGGAAACUAUGAAGACUGUGUUUAAAGACAAAGAUCCCUCCUCAGCGUCGGUGACGAACGUGGGCAAGGACUGGUACACACGCACCAGUCCUAAGUUUGAGCUUUCUACGGAUAACGAGGAAUUUCAGUGGUUGAUCAGCUCGGUGUUUUUGGGCGAUCUGAAACCUCCGACUCGGCAAGGAUAUGUAGAGAUUGAUGUAUAUCAGGUUUUAUAG